AGGAGGGGCGGGGGUAGUCCAGUGAGAGACUCUCCGACAGGCACAGAGGGUGAUUGGGAGAAAAGGAGGCAGCGAGCGGCUUGUCAUGGGGAUCUGAGCUACGACAAGGCAUUAGUAGCAUCUGGGAACUCCGAGGGGUACAGGACGUGUCAACGUCCGGGACCCCGGCGCUUGCUCCGCUGGGGGGAUCCCCGCUGCUCUAGUCCUGGGGAGGGAGGGCAAAAAGGAGGGAGCCCUGAUCUCGCCCCGCCCCUGGGCUUGUUACCGCGGGGGCGGGGAGUGAGGGCUUCUUUUGGGGGGAGUGGAGAUCGGGGGACUCGGCUGUGCCCUCUUGAGCGGCUGCCGGUGUCCCCGCGGCGCCGGGCUGCGGAGCAGAGGAGCCGCGGCGGCCGUGACUGUUGCAUGUGUGGCUGCUGGAUGCGGAGGCGGCGGCGGCGGCGGCGGAGAGGAGCAGCAGCGACGGCAGGAUGUUAGGACAGCAGCAGCAGCAACUCUACUCGUCGGCCGCGCUCCUGACCGGGGAGCGGAGCCGGCUCCUCACCUGCUAUGUGCAGGACUACCUCGAGUGUGUGGAGUCGCUGCCCCACGACAUGCAGAGGAACGUGUCUGUGUUGCGAGAGCUGGACAACAAAUAUCAAGAAACAUUAAAGGAAAUUGAUGAUGUCUAUGAAAAAUAUAAGAAAGAAGAUGAUUCAAACCAGAAAAAACGCCUACAGCAGCAUCUCCAGAGAGCAUUAAUCAAUAGUCAAGAAUUGGGAGAUGAGAAAAUUCAGAUUGUCACACAAAUGCUCGAAUUGGUAGAAAAUCGGGCAAGGCAAAUGGAGCUACAUUCACAGUGUUUUCAAGAUCCUACUGAAAGUGAACGAGCCUCAGAUAAAGCAAAAAUGGAUUCCAACCAACCAGAAAGAUCUUCAAGAAGACCCCGCAGACAGCGAACCAGUGAAAGCCGUGAUUUAUGUCAUAUGACAAAUGGGAUUGAAGACUGUGAUGAUCAGCCACCUAAAGAAAAGAAAUCCAAGUCAGCCAAGAAAAAGAAACGCUCCAAGGCCAAGCAGGAAAGGGAGGCUUCACCUGUUGAGUUUGCAAUAGAUCCUAAUGAACCUACAUACUGUUUAUGUAACCAAGUGUCUUAUGGGGAGAUGAUCGGAUGUGACAAUGAACAGUGUCCAAUUGAAUGGUUUCACUUUUCAUGUGUUUCACUUACCUAUAAACCAAAGGGGAAAUGGUAUUGCCCAAAGUGCAGGGGAGAUAAUGAGAAAACAAUGGACAAAAGUACUGAAAAGACAAAAAAGGAUAGAAGAUCGAGGUAGUAAAGGCCAUCCACAUUUUAAAGAGUUAUUUGUCUUUUAUAUAAUUCUUUCGGAAUUUACUUUCAGAAAAUGUUUUAGGGUAAAUGCAUAAGACUAUGCAAUAAUUUUUAAUCAUUAGUAUUAAUGGCAUAUUAAAAGUUGUUGUACUUUG
Molecule: messenger RNA, 1461 nt
Organism: Hipposideros armiger (great roundleaf bat)
Lineage: Eukaryota; Metazoa; Chordata; Mammalia; Chiroptera; Hipposideridae
Gene: ING2
Product: inhibitor of growth family member 2
Exons: 2
Coding region: 468-1310 (280 amino acids)
Biological process (GO): positive regulation of DNA-templated transcription
Cellular component (GO): nucleus
Source: RefSeq, a predicted model, not a curated record